This is a messenger RNA of Phodopus roborovskii (desert hamster), 720 nucleotides long. It is a transcript of the gene Fxn, whose product is annotated as frataxin. Gene Ontology annotation, cellular component: mitochondrion. Gene Ontology annotation, molecular function: ferrous iron binding; iron chaperone activity; ferric iron binding. Gene Ontology annotation, biological process: iron incorporation into metallo-sulfur cluster; intracellular iron ion homeostasis. The record is from RefSeq and is a predicted model, not a curated record. NCBI's taxonomy places the organism in Eukaryota, Metazoa, Chordata, Mammalia, Rodentia, Cricetidae. The coding region runs from base 44 to 655 and encodes 203 amino acids. The transcript is spliced from 5 exons.
CCUCGCGCGGGGGGUGGCGAAGCGGCCGCAGAGCCAGAGCGGUAUGUGGGCGCUCGGUCGGCGCGCGGCCGUGGGCCUGCUACCCCGAACGGCGUCCGGGAGACCGCACGGGAGGGAGCCGAUCGCAGCGUGGGUCCCCCGAGGCCUGCAGUUCACAACCAACGCGGGCUCGGCCGGCCGCCACUCCAGUUCAAACCUCUGCUACCUCAGUCAGAUUCUGAACAUCAAAAAGCAGAGUGUCUGCGUGGUGCCUUUGAGGAACUCAGGAACUUUGGACCACCCAAGCUCUCUAGACGAGACGGCCUAUGAAAGACUUGCAGAGGAGACGCUGGAUGCCCUGGCAGAGUUCUUUGAAGACCUUGCAGACAAGCCCUAUACCCUGGAGGACUACGAUGUCUCCUUUGGGGGCGGCGUGCUAACCAUUAAACUGGGUGGGGAUCUAGGAACCUACGUGAUCAAUAAGCAGACCCCAAACAAGCAAAUCUGGUUAUCGUCUCCCUCCAGUGGCCCCAAGCGCUAUGACUGGACCGGCAAGAACUGGGUGUACUCCCACGACGGCGUGUCCCUGCAUGAGCUGCUGGCCAGGGAGCUGACUGCAGCCUUAAAGACCAAACUGGACUUGUCUUCAUUGGCCUAUUCUGGAAAAGGCACCUGACCAUGAAGGCACCUGACCAUGCACAAAUUCAAAGACAUUAAAGCUGUAUCAGGCCAAGACCUCCA